UUUUGAGAAAUAAAGAAAUCUGACCAAGAAACAUGGCUUCACUUUUGAAGACAAGUCGUCUGGUAGUUAAUGGAGGUUGUAAUCUUCUUUCGAAAACUGUCCUGCCCUCUGCCACAACAAUUCGUCUGAAACAUGCCACUGGCAAGAAGAGUAGCAUCUAUGAGCAGGGGGGUCCAAAGUACAGGGGCAUUGAGCUCCUCAGGGAUCCAUCUGUCAACAAGGGCACAGCCUUCACCUUGAAGGAGCGUCAGUUGUUGGGCAUCCAUGGACUCCUUCCACCUGUCGUGUUCAGCCAACAGGAGCAACUUCAACGUGUGCUUGCCAACUUCAGGCGCUGCAACACGGAUCUCGACAAGUUCAUCUACCUCUCCAGUCUGCAGGAUCGUAAUGAAAAAUUGUUCUACCAGCUUGUGUCAGAGAACAUAGAAGAGAUGGCUCCAAUUAUAUACACGCCAACUGUUGGAUUGGCUUGCCAAAAAUAUGGAUUCAUAUUCAGAAAACCCAGAGGUCUGUACAUCACAAUCAACGAUCUUGGCCACGUCAACGAGAUUCUCAGCAACUGGCCAGAGUCCAACGUCAAGGCUAUUGUGGUGACAGACGGUGAGAGAAUUUUAGGUCUCGGUGACUUGGGUGCAUUUGGAAUGGGAAUUCCAGUUGGAAAGUUGUCAUUGUACACUGCUAUGGGAGGUGUCCCACCAGAUCAAUGCCUCCCUGUUGUCCUUGAUGUUGGAACUGAUAAUGAUGCCCUGCUGGACGACCCCAUGUACAUUGGGUUGAGGCACAAAAGAGUCAGGGGUCACAAGUAUGACAUGCUCAUUGAGGAGUUCAUGGAAGCUGUUGUUAAAAAAUAUGGACAAGGUACCCUGGUGCAAUUUGAAGAUUUUGCAAACUCCAAUGCAUUCCGUCUGCUGGCCAAGUACAGAAACAAGUACCUGACAUUUAACGACGACAUCCAAGGUACAGCUUCAGUAGCAGUUGCUGGAAUCAUUGCAGCCAUGAGAAUCACAAAGACAAAGUUAUCUGACCACAAGUUUCUUUUCCAGGGAGCUGGAGAGGCCUCAAUUGGCAUAGCUGACCUGCUGGUGAUGGCCAUGAGAUCAGAAGGAACAAGCAAGGAAGAUGCCAUCUCGAAGAUUUGGAUGGUUGAUUCCAAGGGCCUGCUUGUCAAGAACAGAUCAAGUGGAGGCAUCACUCACCACAAGGCAGUGUACGCGAAGGAGUUUCAGGAGCUGAAGAACCUGGAAGAGAUCUGUGAGGUGAUCAAACCAACAGCAGCAAUUGGAGCAGCUGCCAUCAAGGGAGCAUUCACUGAGAAGUUCAUCAAAACCAUGGGAGACAACAAUGAGACACCAAUCAUCUUUGCACUGAGCAACCCAACUUCAAAGGCCGAGUGCUCUGCUGAACAGGCCUAUCGUAUCACUGAGGGUCGUUGCAUCUUUGCAUCAGGAAGUCCAUUUGACCCAGUUGAAAUCAAUGGAAAAGUUCUGCAUCCAGGUCAGGGCAACAAUGCCUACAUCUUCCCUGGUGUUGCUCUCGGAGCUAUCGUGUCCGGUGUCCACCAUGUCACCGAUGAGAUGUUCUUGAAGGCAUCCGAGGCCCUGGCAGAGAUGGUUACAGAGAGUGAUCUGAAAGAGGGUCGUGUCUACCCUCCCCUGCACACCGUACGAGAUGUCUCCACUAAGCUCGCCACCAAGAUUGUCGAGUAUGCCUACAAGGAACAGCUUGCUGAGACCUACCCGGAGCCGGAGAACAAGGAGGCAUUCGUGCGCGACUACCAGUACCAGUCAGAUUACGAAUCAUUCAUCCCCAACACCUACCCGUGGCCAGGAAUGAAUGAGUGAUUGAGCGAGUAAUAAAGGGAUAAACAUUUCUCUAAUUAUGACGAUGUUGAAGGUGAUUAUGAUUAUGAUGAUGAUGAUGGUGAAGAAGUUGACGAUGAUAAUGAGGAAGGUGGUGAUGAUAGUGAAGUAGAUUAAAAGAAUCAAUUAAUGAAUACUUAUAAUAUGCUGAUAAGAGCGAUUAUUUUGAAAUUAUUUUGAAGAGAUAAGAAUAAUUGUUAAGAAAAAUCAGAGGCAUUUUUUUAAAAUAAUAGUGACUCGUGUUUGUGUGCGUGCGCGUGUGUUGGUCUGUAUCUGUAUAUGAUUUAUAUACAUGUUUGCAACAUGCAUCAUGUAGAUAAGAGGAACUAAGGGUCAUUAAUUUUUUAUUUGGUGUUAAUUUUAACAUGCUUUAAUGCAUUAAUAAUAAUGAUAUACAAAUACAUGUAUUUUAUACAUGCUGAAAAUUCAUCGUUUAUAUUUAAAAGGUUUUUAAUAUUUUUGUUCAGUCUACAUCAUUUAUAAUCAUUUUAUUUAUUUCCAGUAGAAUUGGGCUACAGUUUUUUUUUUGUAUCUUGUUACUUUUUCAAUUUUUUCUCUCUUAAGACGUCAAACGAAUAAGGAUUCUGCAGUUGGAAAAAUUCAUUCUGAUUUAUCAUCAUGACUGCUUAUGAGGAAGUUGUUUUGUUGAAUAUUUGUCUGUUUUACUUUAUU
This is a messenger RNA of Helobdella robusta, 2531 nucleotides long. RefSeq lists its product as hypothetical. Gene Ontology annotation, cellular component: mitochondrion. The record is from RefSeq and is a predicted model, not a curated record. The coding region runs from base 33 to 1841 and encodes 602 amino acids. Gene Ontology annotation, biological process: pyruvate metabolic process; malate metabolic process. NCBI's taxonomy places the organism in Eukaryota, Metazoa, Annelida, Clitellata, Rhynchobdellida, Glossiphoniidae. Gene Ontology annotation, molecular function: malate dehydrogenase (decarboxylating) (NADP+) activity; NAD binding; malate dehydrogenase (decarboxylating) (NAD+) activity. The transcript is spliced from 13 exons.